GAUGAUGAUGAUGGAGGCGACGGAGGUGACGGAGGUGACGGAGGCGACGGAGGAGGCUGUGGUGCCGAUGGCGGUAAUGGUGUCUGCGAUGUCGGAGGAGGCUGUGGUGCCGAUGGUGGGGAUGCUGGAUGUGAUGGACUUAACGAAGCCCCUACUCUUGAAGAUAGACCGGGCGGUCUUCUUGGUUCGGUUUGUUCUACCUGCCCAUCGUUCAUCUCUCGAACUCAAUCCGUCUGUGGGUCUGAUGGCACCAGCUUUAGCAAUCUUUGUGAGCUUAGAAGCUCGGCAUGCAAGACAAAAGACAACACCCUCAAAUAUGUCAGCGAUGGGAACUGUGCCGGAAGCCUUCUAAUGCGACCGCAACAAAUCUAGACACGAAGAGGCCAGCGGUGGAUCGUAGCCUCAUCUCAACAUCCAACGUUGAUGGCAGCAGAGGUGAUUCCCAAAAUUAGUCCUCCUCGAAAAGACCUCAUCGAUUUUACACGCAGUACAGAAAACAAAAAUAAUUAUGCUAUGACACGGAGUGGUGAAUGGAAGCAGUGACCUU
This is a messenger RNA of Strongylocentrotus purpuratus (purple sea urchin), 547 nucleotides long. RefSeq lists its product as uncharacterized. Bases 2 to 352 code for a protein of 116 amino acids. The transcript is spliced from 3 exons. The record is from RefSeq and is a predicted model, not a curated record. NCBI's taxonomy places the organism in Eukaryota, Metazoa, Echinodermata, Echinoidea, Camarodonta, Strongylocentrotidae.